ACAGUUACAAAGAGUGUGCUGCUUCUUAACCAAUUUCUCUACUUCGUGGUGUCUUUUGGGUUCGAGCUAACGCUCCGUUUGUACAUAUUUAGCUACUACAGUUUUUCAAUCAAUUAACAUCCAACAAAAUGAGGAUCUACAAGGAUAUUUUCACUGGUGAUGAGAUGUUCUCUGACACCUACAAAAUAAAGCUUGUCGAUGAUGUCAUUUAUGAAGUCUAUGGCAAGCUCAUUCAACGUAAAAAUGGCGAAAUUGAAAUCGCUGGAUUUAACCCAUCAGCUGAAGAAGCCGAUGAAGGAACUGAUGAAGCAGUUGAAUCUGGAGUCGAUGUUGUUUUGAACCACAGACUGCAGGAGAGUUUUGCCUUCCAUGACAAAAAAUCCUACACCCUCUACUUGAAAGACUUCAUGAAGAAGUUGGUGGCUAAACUAGAAGAAAAUUCUCCCGAAGAAGUAGAAGUAUUCAAGAAAAACAUGAACAAAGUCAUGAAAGAAAUCUUGGGCAGAUUCAAAGAAUUGCAGUUCUUUACUGGUGAAUCAAUGGACAUUGAUGGCCAUGUUGCUCUUAUGGAAUACCGUGAAAUCGAUGGACAAUCUGUACCAGUGCUCAUGUUCUUCAAACAUGGACUAGAAGAAGAGAAGUUCUAAAUAAAUUUAUUCAAAUUGAACAAUUAUGCAUUAUUAAUUGAUUAUAUUUUUGUAAAAACCGAUUUUUAAUUUUUUAACCAACAUUGUGUUUUGAAUGAAUUUUGAGUUCAUAACACAUGAAUACAAGUCUGACUGUGAAUGAAGAAAAUUGGUCUUUAUAAAUGGUAUAUAUUAAAUUGUAACCAUCAGCUCAAAGCAUUUUAAACCGAAUGUUCUUAUUGUUUAUCAGAGCAUUUGAACCGUUAUUGUUUUUAUUUUUGAAAGAACAGAUAAGAUUUUUUAGUUUUUGAUAAAUGUAAAUGUUGUACCAAGUUUUAAAACAAAAACUGUUUAUAGAUAUCUCAUAAUAAAACUUUUUUGCUGAUUAUUAAA
Molecule: messenger RNA, 1019 nt
Organism: Trichogramma pretiosum
Lineage: Eukaryota; Metazoa; Arthropoda; Insecta; Hymenoptera; Trichogrammatidae
Gene: Tctp
Product: translationally-controlled tumor protein homolog
Exons: 2
Coding region: 129-647 (172 amino acids)
Cellular component (GO): cytoplasm
Molecular function (GO): calcium ion binding
Source: RefSeq, a predicted model, not a curated record